Messenger RNA from Dimorphilus gyrociliatus, 1636 nucleotides. Lineage: Eukaryota; Metazoa; Annelida; Polychaeta; Dinophilidae. The record is from the annotation of a GenBank genome assembly.
UUCUAGUACGCUACAUAAAUCAAUUUAAGUCUUGUUAUGUAAAAAUAGUAAGGAACAAUGAAAUAUCGGAUUUCCCAUUAGCGAUAUAUGUUAAAAGUAGAAGGAUAUUAGAAUUAGCUUUUGUUUAGAUAUAGCUUUGAUGGAUGGUGUAAUGUCCUCGGAGGUUGAUCAACUUUGUGGUAUUUGCAAACUUCCAUGGAAUGAUCGCAAUCCUCGAGUUUUACCCUGCGACAGGAGACAUAUUUUCUGUUCUAACUGCUUAGAUGAGUUGAUAAAAAAGUUCUGCCUUAAAGUUGGUGAUUAUCUUAUCUGUCCGAAUUGUGGAACAAAGCAUAUGCUCACCGAAAAGAAGACUGAAGAAUUUAUACGUCUUUGCCCUUUUAGGGGAUUUCUAGGUAAAAUGGAUAAUGUAUCCUUAAAAUUUCGAGAGUUUUUGAACAACUACGAGUCAAGAUUAUUAAGCAUUCAUCAUUCUUUGGAAGAUGCUGAACAGAGGCAAUUAAGUCUAUUGAAUAAGGAAAUAAAUAAAGUGCAACUUUUUCUAGAUUCAGAAAAAUUUACGCUAACCAAAGAAAUAGAAACAUUUAAAAAAGGAAAACAAUUGAUAGCGAAGGAAAUGUUGGAUAAAAUCAAAACGUUAGAGAAUAUGAAAGCUUAUGAAUUUAAUAUUUCUGAUUUUGAAAACAUAAUUUUUGAUCUGGAAUGUAAAUUUAAUAGAAUCGAUAAUGUACAAAUUCGAUUUAAAACGUCACCAAUUCUCGAUCUAUGUCGAUUUGGGCAAAUAAUAUUUGAAGAUGAUGGAUUAGUUACACCUAUAUUAUCUUUAACACGCGUUUUCACUUUCGAAGGGAGUUUUCAAGAUUCUUACGCAACUAGUAGCGGAUUCUACAUUCUUACUAAGAAUUUAACGGAUGAAUUUUCAUAUUAUUUUAAUCUUUAUAAAGUUGAUAAGGAAAAAAGCUUUUCAUGUGUCUGUAGCUGGAAGAGAAGAGAGAAUAUGUCCUACAGAAUGUCCGUAAAAUCAUCUGUAUUUUUACUACAGAUGACUAAUGAGGGAGAAAUCAGUAGAUUUAAUGAAACAGACACUCAAGUAAAAAUAGUACCUGUCGACUGUAUGAAUUGUCCUGCAGGAUAUUGGAAGAGUAUAUGGUGUUUAGAGAAAGCCAAUAUAUUCUUCAACAAAUCAGCUAUGGAGAUAUACAUUAAUCCAGUACUGGCAGUCAGGUUUGCUAAAGUUAAUCUACCAAAUGAGACAGAUAUUUUGGAUUUAAAGUAUAUAAAGCCUCGCAUAUUUAUUUUGACAGAAGACUCUCUUGUCUAUACGCUCAAUCUUAUGCAAUUUCCAUUAGCUUUCGAUUUCGUUCACAUAAAAGAACAAGUUAAAUAUAAUAUAAACUACGUAGAUAUUGCUAGAAUGUUGGCAAAAGGUUACACGCUUUUAAGUAACCAGGACAAGAUAUUCUGUAUCAAUACAGAACAAUGUAAAGGAACGUCGUAUAGUCUUAAAGAAACAUUCGGGGAUUGUAAGAAAUUGGAAUAUUAUUUAUCAUGGCAGGAAGUGCGAUUAUAUUUAGUGAAUAAGUCAAAUAAAGUUAUUGUUAAAUGCUUUCAUCGAUUUUCAGAUGUUAAUAAAUGA